Macrosteles quadrilineatus (aster leafhopper) is the source of this 2524-nucleotide messenger RNA. RefSeq lists its product as uncharacterized. The transcript is spliced from 5 exons. The record is from RefSeq and is a predicted model, not a curated record. Lineage: Eukaryota; Metazoa; Arthropoda; Insecta; Hemiptera; Cicadellidae. The coding region runs from base 18 to 2261 and encodes 747 amino acids.
UAAGAGAUGAAACCUGUAUGAAGGAACCAGAAGAAACAGACGAAAGGAGAGACAUUAAGCCGCAAGAUGUUGAAGAGCAACAAACCAAGAAUCGACAAAUCGCAGAUAAUGUCUUUGAAUCAUCUACACAGGAUGACCUUCAAGAUUAUGAGGAAGAUUUUGAAGAGGAUGUUGAGGAGGGGACCAAUGUGAAUAGCACAGGUUUAGAGCAACAAUCUGGUAGUGAGGCUGAAAAAGAAUCAUCCGAGUCAAUUAUUGAAGAAAUCGUCACUGUCGAGGAGCCUAUUGUAGGAGAAACUGCAGUAACUAUUCAAAAGCUAUCUAGUAAAGUCUCAAAUAUGAUCAUAGGGGGAAAAGAAUCUCUUGAACAACCAGCAGAAGUAGAAGUUGAUAUAAACAAGGAUGUUAAAUUGUCACCUAAUCAAAAUAUUUUAAACAAUCAAACUGAAGCAAUGACGGAAAAAAUUAGUAUAGAAACAUCCCCUAUCAAUUUUAAUAGCACAUCUAAAAAAACAGAUGCAUCUGUGAACACAUCCUUUGCACUAAUUGAAAAUACAAAAGUAACGGUAGCGACAUCUCCUAUUAUUCAAACUGAGAAAUCUUUGCCACACCUGAAAUCUACAACAGUGCAAACUGUGAAUUUAAGCGACUCGGAGACAAAAAGUGUGACAUCAAAUAGAAUUAAUGUAGGUGAAACAGAUCUUACAGUCCCUUCUAUGAGAUUGACUCCAAAGCCGAUCGAAAAUAUAUUUAAUAUCACCUUGGGGGAAACGAAGGAAAAUUCUGUAGCAUUGCAAGCAGAUCAAUCUAAUCAGACUUUUAAACUAACCGUUCAGCUUCAUGGUUCAGAUAAAGAAAACAAAAAGAUAGUGGAACUAGAUAGUCCAAAUGAAAGUGGGAAAAUAUUGUGCUACCCAGAGGGGAGAUCUGAAAGUGACCAGAAGUCCAAUACAAAUAUCUCAACAAAUGUGAGAAAUCAGAGCUCUACUCAAAGAGGAAGUAAAUUUUAUGAUACGGCAGAAAGAGAGAAAAUCGAUGAACAAACAAUUAAGAGCAUUAUUGAACCGACUGUUUCUGAGGUGCUGAAGAAAAUUAACACUGAAUCUUCACAUCAGAAUGAAAGAUCACACCCGAUUUCAAUGGCAGAUACUAUUUCUAGUCUUGUGAAACCAAAUAUUAUCUUACAAACCAAACAUGGACUGUGGCAGAAGUGCAAUGAAAAUCCUUUUCCCAAUAUUGAAUUAGAGCAGCCCAAUCCAAAGGUGGAUUCCUCAAAUCAGACAGAGGCGGAGAAACAGAAUGUCUCGGUUCAAGCAGUCGACAGCGGAACAAUCAGCUGUGAGGAUAGACCAGCUGAUCACUGUGAGGCUAGACCAGCUGAUCUCACCAGAGGCUACUUGGAAAUGCUUCUUCCUCUUCCUCCUUCAUCCUUGGGUACAGUCACCAGUUGUACACUCUCUCACUCCUCCACUUGUGGAUCGAGUUCCAGGUCUUCAUCUACUUCCACUUCAUCAAACAGAAAGUACGAGAUCUUGCGGAAUUCGGAGAAGCUAUCAGACGGUGAACUAUUGCCAGAACCCUGCGGCUGCAAAGUUGGCGAGGUUUGCCCAGUGUGUGUCCCACGGUUAGACCUCAGCUUUGGAGAGGUCAAGACAAAGAAGAGAAGCAGCAGAAUGGAAAAUGACUCGUCCUCGGGCUCAAACAGACAAACGUCGGUGCCACUUUUAAACCUACCUCUUCAUCUGGAGCCUAGACCAAGUUCUGUAAGGAUAACUAGAACAUCAGAACUGAGUGAUGUGACAAAGUCCAACAACUUACCUAGCGAUAAACUUGCAAAUUAUAUGACCAAAGUAAGAGACAACCUUAGCGUCGCUGGAAAGGUAGAAAGGAAAAAUGUAAAACACUUCUCGGAGGUAGCUCAGUCAGUGCUGGACGAUUUGGGAAAAGAACUCUCGACUUUGGGUAGCGUAAAGUACACUUUUCCAAAGCCAUCUCCCUCAAUAUCAGUGAUCGAUCCCUUGAAAAACCCAAUGGAUACGUCUUCAUCCGACUCUACAAAGUCUCAGAAAGGUUUGCGUUCAAAGAGGAAUAAGCAGAAACAUUCUUUGGUGAUAAAGAAACCAGUGGAAACUCCGAGAAUAGAUGUGGUCAUUGAAGAUGAAGAGCUUUCAACUUCCUCUUAUCAGACUAGCGUGACAAGUGUCAGCGUAGAUCAACUCCCAGAAGUAUCAAGCCAUUCCAGCGCUGAUGCAUCCUCUUGACUGUCUAAGUUUUAAAAAUACUUGGAGCUUGUCAAAUGUACACGGAGUCAACAGCCAACAGCAAACGAAAAAGAAUACUGUACAAACCUUACUAUGUACUUUUUAAGUAUACACAUGUGAUGUUUGUCAUUUAGUAACUAAGACUGAAAGUGACAUCCCGUUUCGGAGAUAAAAUAUAUUUUUGUACUUCAAUCUCAGUAUCUAUCUUCAGAAAUAUUUUUAUGUUAAGAAUAUUUAAAUACUCUCAAAAUGUGUGACAUAGU